GUCCGCUUAGCAGAAUAGCACAGAUAUUAUACUAUUCCAUGUAUUCCAAUUAUCAGACAUUAAAAAAUAUUCUGUUUGUUAGUGACAUAAUAGCAACACUAGUCUCAUGCCAAAAUAAAAAAAAACUCAACAUACAACACACUUUAAUUUUCUAUAUAGUUAAUUUUAAUUCUCUUAUUUUCUUUCCUUUAUAUCUGUUCAUUAACAUAUUUUCUAAAUGGAAUAAUUAGUUAUUUAAAGCAGUAGAAGUUUUAGGUGAAGCGAACCAAUUUUAUUCUUAAGCUUCAAUUUAAUUAUGAAGUUAAAUUAUUUAAUUUAUUGAGAAAACUACUAAAAAUGGAAAAUCAACCAAAGAAAUUUCAUCAUUGUACACAUGAAGGGUGUAAGGCAGCAUUCAACAGACCCUAUCGACUUGUACAACAUUUACUCGUUCACAACAAUAUAAGAAUUUAUGUGUGUGAAGAGAGCAACUGUUCUAAGUCAUAUACAAGUAGAAGUCAUUUAGAUCGUCACAUAAAUAAUGUUCAUAAAAGCCCAGAAAAAGAUAUGUUGUACAGUUGUCCAACAUGUUUCAAGAAUUAUGCAAACCGCCAAAAUUUGAAGAGACAUAUAAAGAUACAUCAUAAAUUGAAGGUUCCAUUUACUUGUGAUGUUUGCAAGGCAGAAUUUAGAAAGAAAAACCAGUUGAGUGCUCAUAUGUACGUACACACUGGUUUGAAAUCGUUUAGCUGUGACGUGUGCUCUAAAGAUUUUGUGAGCCUCUAUGAGAAAAAAAAGCAUUUAAGACAUCAUAAAACAUACAAUUGCAAUGAAUGUCAAAUGAGGUUUAAUACUUGGUCUAAGUAUCAAAAACACAAAAAAACUGACCAUGCUAAUAAAGAGUUUAUUUGUCAUGAUUGUGGCAGAAGUUUUAAACAAAGAAGUCAUAUAGUGCGACAUGUAAAAAUUCAUACAAAAACAAUAUUUGAACCAAAGAAGUUCUUGUGUCCAUAUGACAAUUGUCAAAGGUGGUAUACGAGAAAUAGUAAUUUAAAGCAGCAUAUCUUGAUAAAACAUUUAAGAUUUACACAUAAUUGUCACAUCUGUAAAGCACAGUUAUCAACAAAGGCUAAAUUGGAUUACCAUAUAAAACUUCAUAACCAACCUCCAAAAGUGAGACAACCAAGAACCAAAGCUACUGGACGUAAAGAGAGAAAAGAUAAAGGUGUUCCAAAAGGAUCAACAGCCUUGAAGUUAGCUGGAAUGUCUAAAAAUCCAGUAAAUGAAGACAAUAGUACUAAUUCAUUAAUUCAAAUUUGUAUUGAUGUUGAAUGUGUUUAUGUGUUGGAUCGGCAAGCGAGUCAAGUACCUACAGCGAAGUCCAACAAGUGGCAGAACUGCAACAACAAAGCAUCGAAAGCAGCGCAACGGAGAUCCGCAGACCAACUCGGGUCUGCAACCCCAACGCAACGCCGCGACUUCAGCCACACCGCACGGAUCCCUGCAUCGCCUAAAACAAGAGUGAAGACGUCGUCUGGUGCGUUUGUUGAUGCAAACGUACCAGACCACGGCCGGCUGCCAACAACACCGGGCGGCUGAGUACGAGCCCCGUUCAAGAGAGAAGCCCACCCGGGGGACAGGCGACCCCAGUGUGAGAGGAUCACGGACGACCGCUCCACCCGAAGU
This is a messenger RNA of Galleria mellonella (greater wax moth), 1665 nucleotides long. RefSeq names its product zinc finger protein OZF-like. Lineage: Eukaryota; Metazoa; Arthropoda; Insecta; Lepidoptera; Pyralidae. The coding region runs from base 337 to 1578 and encodes 413 amino acids. Gene Ontology annotation, biological process: regulation of transcription by RNA polymerase II. Gene Ontology annotation, cellular component: nucleus. The transcript is spliced from 8 exons. Gene Ontology annotation, molecular function: RNA polymerase II transcription regulatory region sequence-specific DNA binding; DNA-binding transcription factor activity, RNA polymerase II-specific. The record is from RefSeq and is a predicted model, not a curated record.